Mizuhopecten yessoensis (Yesso scallop) is the source of this 2833-nucleotide messenger RNA. RefSeq names its product hydroxysteroid 11-beta-dehydrogenase 1-like protein. Gene Ontology annotation, cellular component: intracellular membrane-bounded organelle. Gene Ontology annotation, molecular function: oxidoreductase activity. Bases 221 to 1210 code for a protein of 329 amino acids. The record is from RefSeq and is a predicted model, not a curated record. Lineage: Eukaryota; Metazoa; Mollusca; Bivalvia; Pectinida; Pectinidae. The transcript has 8 exons.
AGUUUUGUUUACUUUGAGCUUGGUAGGUGUGUGUCUGUACGUGGUCUUGACUAAAUGAGAAGUCACUCCUGGCUAUCAAAGUCCUCAAAGAUAUCGGCAAGGGUUGUUUCCAUUCCGUCUAGAGAUGUGACCUUAAUUAUUUGGGAUUUAUUUAUAUUCCGCCAUGCUGAUGCCUGCAACACUUGGAGAAUAAGAUACAGUCCAUGUUUACUGUACAAACAUGACAGAGACAUUUAAAAAUUCCUGUGUGCUAUCACCCUCGUUUGAAAGUCCCAACCCUGCUAAAGUCCCGCCACUCCAGGCUCCACGCUGGCUGGCUGCUAUGUGGAAGAAGGUCUUGGCUGUUCUCCUUGGUGUAAUAGUAGGCUACUGGCUCAUCGACGACUUCAAUCCAGAUGUUGUACAAGGGAAACGAGUGCUUAUCACAGGAGGAUCCGGAGGGAUCGGGGAACAGAUGGCUUACCACUUCGCGCGUAUGGGGGCCAGUGUCAUUGUUACGGCCCGCAGGGAGAACCGACUACAGCAGGUUGUAGCUCGGUGUCGUGAACUGGGAGAUAAGUCGGCCAUCUUUGAUUACAUCCCAGCGGAUAUGUCCAACCUGACGGACACAGAUCGAGUCAUGAAUGAGGUGCGGGCUCGCCUCGGAGGACUGGAUUAUCUAGUUCUGAACCACAUCAUUAGUGCCCCUUUAGGUCUCUGGGUCGGCAGUACCGAGAACCUCACACACCUAGACAAGCUGUUUGAUGUCAACUUUAAGGCAUAUGUCCACCUGACAUCACAUGCGCUUCCUUUACUGACACAGAGCAACGGACAUAUUAUCGUCAUGUCCUCGCUCUCAGGAAAAAUAGCUCAACCUUUUACCAUAGCAUACUCAGCUUCUAAAUUUGCCCUCAACGGGUUCUUCAACGGUCUGCGACAGGAGCUAAAGAUGAAAAACUGUGAUAUCUCUAUAACACUUUGUGUGAUUGGAUUUGUGGGUACGGAGAAUGCUGUACGCGAGUUGGAAAAUUUUCAUCAGGACUUUUUACUGAAAAGUGUUCCCCCGGAGGAUCCCGCAGAUGCCGCCCUUGCGGUAAUAAAGGGCGGGGCCACUGGUGUAAGGGAACUACAUUUCCCGUACUUUUCUAUGAAGAUAGUGACUAUACUCCGGGACAUAGUACCACAGACGAUGGAGCUGUUUUUCAGACAGGUUUACCAGUUAAACUCCUAACACCUUCUCUUACAUUAUUAAGUCAUUCACCCCUGAAAUUCCAUAAUGAACUAUUCCAACCUUUGAAUUGGAAGAGUUCAAAUGUGUCUUCAGGGGUGAAUGAGUUAAGUCACAGACAACUCCUAACAUACACCUUCUCUUACCUACUAAGUCAUAGACAUUUCCCAAUAUAAUAUAAUUCACUGGUAAUCCUGCAAAAAUUGAAAUAAGUCAGCAUUUCUUCAAAUGUAUUCUCAUAAUAUUAGCUGAUCUUGACCAAUUUGGAUUGAAUCUACUCUAGAUUUUUCUCUAGUUAUUCUGAUGAUAUUGGUAAGUUAACUCAUUCACCCCUGGAGUGGAGACAUAUUUGAACUCCAAUACAAAGGUUGGAAUAGUUCAUUAUGAAAUGUUCAGGGGUGAAUGAGUUAACACUUGUGAAUUGUUGUACAUGUUGCUUCAUUAAUCAUAAUAUUUUUUGUGAUAUCACAGCACAAUACAACCUUUCUAAACAGUCCCUACCUGUCUAAUCCAGACCCUCUCUGCUCUGGAAAGGAGCAUCAUUUUACUAAUAUUCCUAUAGAAAUACUUUUUUAAAUAUCCUGUAUAUUUUGGCAUAUUCCUCAGUCAAUAAUUCCUGCAAAAUGUCUUUUCUGGACCUAAAAUGUUUAACAUCUGUUUACAUUCAUUAAGCAUUAAAAUUGAAUGUUUUAUAUUUUCUAUCCUUAAAUGAAUGCUUCAUGUAUAUGAACUUAAAUGUACAAAUGUUUCUAAACUUGAUCCCCAACAUAACUUUCUCUGUGUAACACUAUAAACCGGCCCGUUAUUUAAGUCACGGGCCUAGACAGGUUGUAGUGUAUUGUGAUUUACCCACACUUCUGUAACACACUGUUUAUAUCGUAAUAUUAUCUGGGAAAUAAUCUGGGUCUAUUUUUCAUGAAAAUACCCCCAAAAAAUAAGAAUAAUGCAAAGAUCAAAAUCUGCAGUAGUUUUUUAUUGCUUCAGUUUACAGACAACUGGAUAUAGGUCAGGAGAUGAAACAGGUUUUUUAUUUGUUGGGAAAUGUCCUUUUAAUUUUGUUGUUAUGACGAUGAUGUUAUCAUGUUAAAUAUUUGUGGUUAUAUAUAUUAAAGUGGCUGUAGUUAUUUUUGUAGAAUUUAGAAAUGUGUAAUUUCUUUAUUUUGUCAAUCCUGGAUAUUAUAAAUUGAGAAGUUAACUUGUGAUUAUAUACCUCUACCUGUCCUUACUCUGUCUGUUUAGUGUUCACUCAUUUCUUUAUCCUCCUCUCCUCUCUCCCUCCCGCUCAAUGUUUGCUUCCUGUUACGGGUCUAAAAGAUAAGGGUAAGUUGUUAUGUAAAACAUUUUUAUUUUUCAAUGUUUUAUAUGGUUCAUAUAGGCAGGGACGUAUAGUGAAGGGGAUUAGCAACUCCCUCUUUGCCUUACCAAUUUUAUGACACGUCAAUCUAGACUUACCUCCCCCUGAUUCAGGAGCAGAUAGCGAGCGCCACCUAUCUCAACUUUGACAAAGCAAGAUGGCGUCGAUACCGCUUCGUUAGAUACAGAAGUUGGCGUGAAAACAAACCAAUCGCGAUAAGUGUUCUUACGUCUUUUGUUUAUCCCAUUGUUAUAAGCUGGUUGUAUUACUUA